Hymenoscyphus albidus is the source of this 2025-nucleotide messenger RNA. NCBI's taxonomy places the organism in Eukaryota, Fungi, Ascomycota, Leotiomycetes, Helotiales, Helotiaceae. The record is from the annotation of a GenBank genome assembly.
AUGCCUCAACCUCAGUACAACUCCUCCUUCGAAGACUCUUACGACAGUCGCAAUCAACCAUAUUCAUACAACGACGAUCCCCCGUACGCUCAACAUCCACCCUACCCCGCCGCCGACAAUUCCUUCGGUCAGGGCAAUCCAUAUUCAUCUCAAGGUCCCCCCAUACCCCCUCCACAUCGCGGCACCGACGGACGAAGCUGGGAACAAGGAGGACAUAACAACUCGGGUUAUUCAGACGCGACACCAGGCGCCGAUAACUUUGGGCUCCAGGCCGGAGGAGGAUUAACCGGAAUUGCCAUGUCCGUCGCGGAUGCCAAUGCAAGAGACAGUGGUCUUGAAGUCAUGAGAAACACACCUGGCUACGAUCCUGGAAACCAAAUGCCUCAUUACGGUGCACCACCAUCAGCCUCGCCAUAUGGCCAAUCUCCUUCACCACCUCAACACUCUUCCUCAUCACUAACACCGCUGGGAGCGGCCGCAUUCCCCCCCGGAAUCACCACCCCACAAUCAAGAUCUAUCAUAUCAAGAUCACCACCCACCCCAUACGUGGAGCCAUAUGUCGACCAACCAUAUCGUUAUUCGCAGUACAUUGAUCCUAACCUGGCAGAAUUUGACCCCAACAGUAUUGAAGAUGAUGGAGACGAUGGAUUAGAAUACAGACAGCGAGAACGAAGUUCCAUGAUGAGUCUAGGCCACAAUUCAUCUGACAAGUCGGUACCAACGGCGGCGGCAGGCGGCGCGGCCGCUGGUGGCAUCAUGGGCGCACUAGGUGGAAUGGUGGGUAAGAACGGAAGCAAGACUGGUCCACAAUACGAUCCUGUCAACGGACCCUACGGGCCGCACGAGUAUAAUCUGGGAGAGCAACAGGAGAAGAGCGAAUGGUUGAGCAAACAAUCCACAGGAAGCAAAAAACUGCGUCUUCUCGUAAUUUUCCUCUCAGUCCUAUUAGUUCUCGGCGCUAUUGCCGGUGGGGUUAUUGGUGGUAUUUUGGGCAGCAGAGGAAAGUCGAAUUCAAAUAGUUCGACGCCUUCUGGGGAUUCAGCGGCUGCUGAUGCUUCCCAAAAUGGAGAACUUGACAAAAACUCGGACGAGAUCAAGAAACUUCUUAACAACAAGAACAUUCACAAAGUAUUCCCUGGGAUCGAUUACACUCCCAUGUAUACACAAUAUCCGGAUUGCGUACACUAUCCCCCUUCUCAAAACAACAUUACUCGAGAUGUCGCUGUUCUUUCUCAACUUUCCAACACUAUCCGACUAUAUGGAACUGAUUGCAACCAAACAGAAAUGGUACUUACCGCGAUUGACCGUUUGGGAUUGAAUGGAACUACCAAGGUCUGGAUGGGUAUUUGGCUCGACACGAAUGAGACUACCAAUACCCGACAAUUGCAACAGGCAUACAAAAUCUUUGAAACCCAUGGACAGGCAUCUUUCGCCGGUGUCAUUGUUGGUAACGAAGUGCUUUUCCGAAAGGAUAUGACAAUUGCCAACCUCACCAACGUUAUUGACGAUGUAAGAAAGCACAUGGAUGCCAACUCGAUCAAAUUGCCAAUCGCCAGUUCCGAUCUAGGAGAUAACUGGACCCAAGCCUUCGCCGACAAAGUCGACAUCCUAAUGGCCAACAUCCACCCCUUCUUCGCAGGCCAAACCUCUGAAGAAUCAGCUGGUUGGACAUGGUCUUUCUGGCAAAACAAAGACAUUCCGCUGAAACCCGACAUUUCCAAAAACUACAUUGCCGAGACGGGAUGGCCUACAAAGGGUGGCAAAAACUGCGGAGAAGCGACGACCUGUACCACCGGCAGUGUAGCGGGCAUCACGGAACUCAACUCGUUUAUGGAAAGUUGGAUUUGUCCUUCUCUUACGAAUGGAACGAACUACUUUUGGUUCUCGGCUUUUGAUGAGCCCUGGAAGAUCAAGUUCAAUGAACCCGGCAAGGAGUGGGAGGAUCAGUGGGGGUUGAUGGAUGUUAAUCGCAAUUUGAAGCCUGGGGUGAAAAUCCCUGAUUGUGCGGGGAAGACUGCUCCUUGA